Acinonyx jubatus (cheetah) is the source of this 2618-nucleotide messenger RNA. RefSeq names its product sialic acid-binding Ig-like lectin 14. Gene Ontology annotation, cellular component: plasma membrane. The record is from RefSeq and is a predicted model, not a curated record. The transcript has 7 exons. The coding region runs from base 120 to 1322 and encodes 400 amino acids. Lineage: Eukaryota; Metazoa; Chordata; Mammalia; Carnivora; Felidae. Gene Ontology annotation, biological process: cell adhesion. Gene Ontology annotation, molecular function: sialic acid binding.
CACAGCUCUGUCACACACGGCUUCCCGUUGGGGCUUCCUUGGCCUCACCCCACAUUUGGGGCAUUUCCCUCCCUGACAGAAGGACCUGGAUCCGGGCUCCUGCCCUGGCCGGUGCAGACAUGGUGCCCCUGCUGCUGCUGCCCCUGCUGUUGGGGGGGGAGGAUCAGGAGUACCAGCUCCAAGUGAAGGAGUCCGUGACCGUGCAGGAGGGUCUGUGUGUCCAUGUGCCCUGUUCCUUCUCCUACCCCUGGAAGCCGGGGUAUUCCCGGACGAUGCUCUACAUAUACUGGUUCCGGGAUAGGGACACCUCAAGCAACCGUUAUCUGGUGGCUACAAACAACCCACAGAGAGCAGUGAGGACAGAGGCCCGGGGCCGAUUCCGCCUCGUCGGGGACCCCUGGGCCAAGAACUGCUCCCUGAGAAUCAGAGACGCCAUGAGGAGUGACGAGGGAGUCUACUUUUUCCGAGUGGAGAAAGGAGAAGACGUGAAAUAUACUUACACACAUACGACGAUGACUCUGCGGGUGGCAGCCCUGACACAGGAACCCGACAUCCACUUCCCGGAGCCCCUCAAGUCUGGCUGGCCCGCAGAGCUGACCUGCAGCCUGCCGGGGUCCUGCGAAGGGGGAAGACCUCUCACAUUCUCCUGGGUGGGGGCUGCUCUGGACUCGCUGGACCCCGAGACCCUGCACUCCUCGGUGCUGGCCUUCACCCCGAGGCCGCAGGACCAUGGCACCAACCUCACCUGUCAGGUGAAACUGCCAGAAGUUCAGGCCACCGUGGAAAGAACCAUCUGGCUCAAUGUCUCCUAUGCCCCCCACAACCUCACCAUCAGCAUCUUCUUCAGCAAUGUCACAGUCCCCAAGACGCUGUGCAACGGUAUGUCGCUGCCGGUCCUGGAGGGCCAGUUCCUGCGGCUGGUCUGCGUGGCUGACAGCAAUCCCCCUGCUGAGCUGAGCUGGUCCCGGGAGGGGAAAGCCCUGAGCCCCUCCCAGCCCUCCGCACCCGGGGUCCUGGAGCUGCCCCACGUAGGGGCUGGAGAUGAAGGGGAAUUCACCUGCCAGGCUCGGCACCCGCUGGGCUCCCAGCACAUUUCCUUCAGCCUCUCUGUGCAGAGAAGCCUGUCUUCCUGCAACUGUGUGACUGACGAGCAAGAGGGCUCCUGGCCCCUGGUCCUCACCCUGCUCAGAGGGGCCCUCAUGGGGGCUGGCUUCCUCCUCACCUAUGGCCUCACCUGGAUCUACUACACCAGGUGUGGAGGCCGCCAGGAAGCAGGGCUGAGAGUCCAGACCGAGCCUCCCUCCCUCUGGAGACGGGACUGAGGUGUGGCCCUGGAGCCCAGAGGGACAGAUAUGGGGCCCUCGUGGUCAGCUUCUUCCUGGAAGCUCUCAACUCAAGCCUGCUCAGUUCCUGGGAGUUUAAUUUGGAGAGCGGACUGAGUGACAAUGUGGGGAGGCCGCGCCAUCAGAAGAAGGGACUACUUAGGUUUCAGCAGGGGCUGUGGCACGCCACGCCAUUCAGGGCCACAGGGGCAGAAGCAGGUGCAGGGAAGCCUCGCCAGAGACGACAGAGACCUGUGGGAAAGGCCAGGCCGGGAGGGCAGCUCGGGACCAGCUAGUUUGAGUCAUUCUGGGGGGGCCUUAGCCUAGAGGGGGGGCUCUAGGUGUCUGGUUCCUGUCCUGAGUGUCUUAGGGCAGGGGAAACGGUGGCCUGGCGUGGGAGUGAGAGAAAAGGGGUGUUUGGGGGACACGCUGGGGAUUGGUUGGUUUGCUCUGAAGGGACUGAGCCCUCUGCUACCUUUAAGACCCGGCCCGGCCUGGAGGGGCCGUCUCCCCAGGGAUGGCAAGAUUUUUAACACAUCAAAAGUCACAAGAUACAGGAAACAAACAAUCUGACUAGUACACACCCCACGGGCACCCCCUCUCCCCCGUCUGUGCCUGUGGGUGUCUCCUUCUGUUCAGCCUGCUCCUCCUUGCUGGUGUCACCCCUCCCACCCUCCUGCUCUCCAUCCCCAGCCCUGCCCCUGCGAAGGGAAUGAGCUUCAUUCAGGCUUAUGUUCAUGACCCAGAAGUUACCUGCCUAACCCCCGACUUUCUGGUCUCCCAGAUUUCCUGCUCAGUGUAGACGUCAAUGCACGGUGGAGUCAGGAACACGUCUUUCCCACCCGAAAGACGCCUACCUCAUAAUAAUUGCAAGAGAAUAUCACAGGAUUUUUUAAGUUUAUUUAUUUAUUUUGAGAAAGAGAGAGGGAGAGAGAGAAUCCCAAGCAGCCUCUGCACUGGCAGUGCAGAGCCCGAUGUAGGGCUUGAACUCAUGAACCUUGAGGUCAUUGACCUGAGCCUCAGUCAAGAGUGGCACGUUUAACCGACUGAGCCACCCAGGCACCCCCAGAACAUCACGUGUAAUUAUAAAUACAAGUCAGUGGCACCUGGGUGGCCCAGUGCAUUCGUUGGGCGUCUGACUUGGCUCAGGUCAUAAUCUCAGUUUGUGGGUUCGAGUUCCAAGUCAAUCUCUGUGCUGACAGCUCAGAGCCUGGAGCCUGCUUCUGACUGUGUGUCUCCCUCGCUCUCUGGCCCUCCCUGCUCACACACUCUCUCUCUCUCUCUCUCUCUCUCUCU